This is a messenger RNA of Mirounga angustirostris (Northern elephant seal), 4604 nucleotides long. Its product is annotated as small ribosomal subunit protein eS24-like. Gene Ontology annotation, cellular component: ribosome. Lineage: Eukaryota; Metazoa; Chordata; Mammalia; Carnivora; Phocidae. The coding region runs from base 163 to 555 and encodes 130 amino acids. The record is from RefSeq and is a predicted model, not a curated record. The transcript is spliced from 2 exons. Gene Ontology annotation, biological process: translation. Gene Ontology annotation, molecular function: structural constituent of ribosome.
GAGGAAGAUUCCAAUCCUAAUGUUAGCUGGGGUAAAAAGGUCCAGCCUAUAGACUCCAUAUUAGCAGACUGGAAUGAAGAUAUAGAAGCAUUUGAAAUGAUGGAGAAAGAUGAACUAUGACUCACUAAAGAGUCUGGUGCUGCUUGAAGCUUGGCCGCCAUCAUGAACGACACAGUAACUAUCUGGACCAGGAAGUUUAUGACUAACCGACUACUUCAGCGGAAACAGAUGGUCAUUGAUGUUCUUCACCCCGGAAAGGCAACAGUACCUAAGACAGAAAUUCGGGAAAAACUAGCCAAAAUGUACAAGACCACACCAGAUGUCAUAUUUGUGUUUGGAUUCAGAACCCAUUUUGGUGGUGGCAAGACAACUGGCUUUGGCAUGAUACAUGAUUCCUUGGAUUAUGCAAAGAAAAAUGAACCCAAACACAGACUUGCAAGACAUGGCCUGCAUGAGAAGAAAAAGACAUCCAGAAAACAGCGAAAGGAACGCAAGAACAGAAUGAAGAAAGUCAGGGGGACUGCAAAAGCCAAUGUUGGUGCUGGCAAAAAGUGAGCUGGAGAUUGGACAACAGAAGGAGUAAAGAUGCUGCAGUGGCUUUAUCUGGUUGUGCAGAUUUUUCAUGAGAGGAUCAAUAAACUAAGAAUGUUAAAAAAAAAAAAAAAAGAUGAGUAUAUUGAGACCUGAAGUUCUAAGCAUCUCACUCAAAGUCCCACAUUUGGUGACUGGGCAAUGGGAUGGGAGCCCUGGUCUAUUUCCCCGAGCCCAUGCUCCUUUCAACGUACCUUCUCCCUUUCUCUGUCCUUACCCCUUCUCACACCCCCGUUACAGUUUCUGUUCACCUUUUGCUCAGGCAGUACCUUCCCACCUGACCACUUUCUCCCCAUUUGGGGUUGAAGUUUAGAAAUGGUAGCAUCCAUUCUCAGGUUCUCUGGACAUUAAUUCUGGUGUCAGCAUGCCUCCAUUCCCCAAGGACAAUGGACCACUAUUUCAAGAAGAGUUCAAAGGAUCUAAUAGCAUCUCUUGGAAGAUUUCAAGGGGGAGGUUGCCUUUCUUUCCUGGGUAAAAGCAAACUUAAGAGUUCUCUCUACUAAGAGAAGCUAAGUAUUGUAAGGGUAGAGAAUAGUGUCAGCAUCUACCUGCUAGUAAAAUUUAUAGUUCCCAAAGCUUUGCUCUUGAUUUACUCUAAUAAGGUUGGAGGUCUAUAGUGUUCAUCUUCAGUGAAGAAGUAAAUGGGAGGCCACUGAUAGACUCUUGGGGAUUCUCUUAAUUCAUAAAAGAAUGCACUUGUCAUCCCAGAUGACAGAGAAAUGCUUAAGUCAGUGGCAAGAUGGGAGUAUGAAGCUAAACGAAGAAAAAUCUAAGACUGUAUAUAUAUGAUCUCAACUCUGUUGUAUAUGUAGAGAGAGACUCAUUUUUUCAAUAAAGACUUACUGAGCACCUCCUAUGUGCUAGGCGUCAUCUGGGGCAGUAGACAACACAUAGCAAAGAAGAUAAGAAAAUAGUAAAUAAGACAAUGAGUUUAUGAAGAAAAACUUACAGUAAGAGAGGAUAGUGAUGGAAAUCAGCAUGGUGUAGAAUUCUCUAACCAGAAUAUUAACAGUGGUUAUCUCAGGAUUAUAGGCGAUUUCUAUUUCUUUACUUAGAACUUCCUGUGUUUUCCUAAGUUUCCAAAACGAGCAGUAUGAUCUUAAGAAUAAAACAGCCUCGCUCAGUUAAAGGAUAAAAGGGAAAAAGAAAAAUAUCACACCAGAACCCCAUCUUCUGCUUCUGCAUAAUUCAACAAGUCCCUGAUGUGUCAUCGAGCUCUCAUGGAUAUAAGCAGUGAAGGACAGCAGAAUAUGCCACCCCAAAACAUGUCACUUUGGCAAAUUGAUUACUUUGAAUUAAAGUUACUUAAAAAACAGCCAGUGCAAAAAGGACACUCUGACCUUCCUUUGUCCCCUUGAAAAGAGGAAAUAAGUCUGCCAUGUGAAAGGUACCCUCCCUGUACCGGAGGCUAGAGGCAUCCUUAUCACCAGAGGGAAUUUAGGGCCGAGAGGGCAGUUUAACAAACCUUGUUACUUUUUCACUAAUUUGCUACACCAAGUCCAAACCCUUUUGUCUUGCUAAUUCUUCACAAAUGUAUUACUUCCUUGUCUAAAAAGUAUAACAAAGCUGUCUGCUUUGGUCGCUUCUUUGAAUCUUCUAUUUUUAUGGACUCCUGUACAUACAAAAUUAAAUUUGCUUUUCUCUUGUUGAUCUCUCUUAUGUCAAUUUAGUUAUUAGACCAGCCAAAUAACCCAGAAGGGAAGAAGGGGAAAAGAUUUUCUCCUUUACAACAGCAUAUAGCUGGGACUCAAAAGAUUGAUCAGGAGUAUGUGGAAUAGGGAGAAGAGAAGAGGAUCUAAAACAGGGCCCUGAGAUUGCUGGCAUUUAAGGCAAUAGGAGGAAGGGCUUGUAUAAAACAGAAUGAAAAAGGGCAGGUAGAGAGGGAGGAGGAAAAUGAGGACAGAGCAGGGUUACAAAAACCAGAAGAAAAGAUUAUUUCAAGGAGAAAGUUGGCAAAUAAUCUGAAACCCCCAAAGAGUUGGUGCCAGCAAACUUGCUGUGCAAGAAUGUAGGUUCCGUGUGGCUCUAUUGUCUAAUAUUUGAGAAAAGCCAAGAAAACUAGGUGAAAUUGCAUCUUAAACGCCGUUCAGGUUGAAAUAGAUGGGACAACAAAGGCCUCCAGUUUGCAACCUCUGAGCUGGCAGAUCCUUAACCUCCAAAUACCAGUGUGGGAAGAAGACUCCUCCAUUUUCAAGGUACCGUUCACCAAGCUCCAGUUCCAGAAUUAUUAUGUACACCAAAGGCGUCCUCCACUGUUGAGAUUUUCUGGCUUAAUGUUCCAAAUGGUGAUGAUGUGGCUUUCCAGAGAUUACUGGUUUAAUCAAGCAGGUCAAUGGGGGAUAAAAGCCUCAUCCAUUCACUUUCCUAGAAUUCUAAUGUCAAUGAACCUUCUUUGAUGUGAGGCCAUGGAAGUUUCUCUUCUGAAUCCAGUUCAGAUCUCCACUCCAUCAACUGGUUUGGCCAGACUACUGACUCAGCUUCACCCCAACUUCUUCCUUCUGUGGUUCUGGGGGUUCUCUGACUCCCACCCAGGAUACAUCUGUAAGCCUCUGCUCAGCCCUGCAGUGAUUCCUUCAAGUUCCAGCAAUGAUCUCAGAGCACUGGUCCAGUCAGCUCUUCAUUCAUAGGCAGCGUGAUGACUAACACCCUCUAGCAGAGCUCAUCAUAAAAAGAGCUGCCACUCUUUGAAUCCUACCCAGGCAUAAACAGAUACUGGGCACUCCGUAUCAGUGAGUUCUUACCCAUCUGACAACCUCAUGAGAUGUCUGUAAUUUCAUCUUACAAAUCAGGAAAAAUAAGGUUCAGCCAAGUUGACUAGCUUGCCAAAAGGCACAGAGCCAGUUAGAUGGGCCUGGAAUUUGAGUCUAGAUUAAUCUCAAUCAGAUUACUACACAGGCUGCCGUUCCUAACUAUGCACAGUGAUCCACUUGAACCAAGUGUCAUAUGUUGCUAAACAAGCCUGCAUCAGAGAUCCUUAUAAACAACGUUCAACUGCCAACCAGCCAGCCACCGAAGGGAUCUGGGAAUUGAAGGUACUUUGCACUUACCAAAGAGGUGGGAAUAGGAGAAUGGACUGCUUUCAGACUGAAACCUUAUGGUCUCUGAACCAGAAGAUAUUUAUUGGAAACCCAUCAAAAGGUUGGGGAGGCGGGUCUCCCUUCUUUCCAAGGCAACUACCAGUUUCUCUGAUCUUUGGCUCACACAUAUUAUCAUCCCUAGUCAGAAGGGUCAGACCUAGGAGACAUCUAUAAACCAUUCCAAAAAACCACACGAGUGGGUUUACCAGCUCAUCACUGGACUGGGAGUCCCUGGAGAAAACAGAACAGUUUGGCCUAUUCAUUUUUUCCUCCCCUAGACCAGUAUCUGGCUCUUGAAAGGCACUCACUAAACACUUCUGGAGUGAAAGAAAAAUACCCGGUUUGAACAAAUGGACAAACGAAAGAGCUAGGAUUUGCAAUCACUGAGAAAUGUCAAAGAAAUGACGUACCAGCUUUGAAGACAGUGGUAUGAAGAUAAUCCCACGCUAUUUUUUUGUUGGAAGCAGACAUUGUGGGGAACACAACUCAUACAGUGAUCUCAGAGUUUUAGAGCCAAAAGAAUUCUGUUUCCUUUCCAUCAUUGAUUCUCCUCAUUGGACAGAAAAGAAAACAGAAACCAGAGGUGGGAAGUGGCCUGACCAAAACAUAUUCAGGAUGGAGCACCUCUUUAGGUUCUGGUGCAUCUGUUUCAAAGUCAUUUCCCUGCUUCAGAGCCUCGGUACAUUCAUUCCUCUGCAAGUUAACAUUCAGCCAGUGGGAUGAUGACUAACUUCAGAGCUGCCGCUGAGGUGCCUUUGCAAAACUCCAGGGCUCCCCUGAACACGCUUUAAAAGCUACUGACUUAGAUAAUUUAUUAUUUGUUAUUUAAACUUUUAGCACGUUCAGGCAGAAGUGUCUUUUAAUUCCCUGAAAACUGGCUAUUCUCAUUGGCAGCCUUUAUUCUUCUCUUCCAUUCCCGAUAAAUAAACCCAUUAA